AUGGUGUGGUGGGUGGAUAAAUAUACUCCAAGUCCGGAUAUUUGUAGAUCUGGGAGUCUGUGCUUUUACCAGUAUCAAGAUCCAAACGAAGAAGAUAGAGUGUUUCCUUCAACAAAUAUUAUUUUUAAUUUUUAUAAACGAAGAUAUACCACGCAUGAUUUACAUACCCUUAUAAAGUCGGGUGUAAACAUAUUCAAUAUUGACCGGACAGAACACGAUGAAGAGUUUUUCAAAGAAACUGUUGCUACGAUAUUUAAAGCUAGGAGAAUGCCAGAGAUGUUCCCUUCAGAGUACGAAGUCCCUAUAACAAUAGCAGUUACACUCUCAAUCAAUCAACCUAUACCUAUUGAUGACGUUGUGGAUGUAAUAAUUAUUAAAAAUGUGAAUAAUUUGAACCAAUAUCUGAAGCUAAAACAAGAGCACGAGUGGUCUAAAAAAACGAUUCUGUUAUGGUUAAAUAAAUGGGAUAAUGAAGAAGUGGAACAAUUAAUCCAAUUUUCAGAUGGUGUCAUACUUGAUCAUCAGAGAAAUAAUCUAGUCAGCGAAGAGUAUUGUGACUGCGCUUUAAAAUUUUGUAAAAAAUAUUUCAAGCCAGUGUUCUACAUCAAGCCAAAUAUUAUAGAAGAUUAUUACAAUUUGGUCGACAGAGAUAUAAGGAUAAUUAGUACUAUUCAUGAUUUAGUCAGGAACCAGGUUGAUGGUAUUGUUGUAACGGACAAUGAAAACGUUCAAUUACCGCCUCGUGAUAUUAUUAGAUCUAUCGUUAGAGCUAUUAGUUUUGCUGAAAAGAAUAUGAAUUAUGAAGAUGAUUAUUUAAAACUAUCAUUUUUGACAAAGAUACCAGCACUGCCAUCCAUAACCAUAGCUUUAGCUGCAUGCCUUGCCGCUCUCAAGUGCGAAGCGAAAGCGAUAAUCGUCCUUACAAAAUCAGGGAUAUCGGCUAGAUGGUGUGCGUACGCGUCGCCUCCCUGCCCAAUUAUAGCUAUUACAACAGAAGAAGCAACAACGAGACGACUACACUUGUAUCGGAAAGUUAUACCAUUGUUUUAUAAUGCGCCUCGCGCAAGCUGGCAAGUGGAGUGGCGAAAUCGCGUACGUUUUGGCACAACUUUCUCUCUGAAGACUGGUUUGUUUAACCCUGGAGCCAAAUUCGUGGUGAUAUCCGCGUCAGAAGAAAGCUAUUGUAAUGGUUUUCAAGUUCUUACUGCACCGUUUGAAUGUGAUUCUGAAAAAAAGAGAGAAAUUUAA
Pieris macdunnoughi is the source of this 1248-nucleotide messenger RNA. The record is from the annotation of a GenBank genome assembly. NCBI's taxonomy places the organism in Eukaryota, Metazoa, Arthropoda, Insecta, Lepidoptera, Pieridae.